Messenger RNA from Gorilla gorilla gorilla (western lowland gorilla), 1333 nucleotides. RefSeq names its product deoxythymidylate kinase (gene DTYMK). Gene Ontology annotation, molecular function: nucleoside diphosphate kinase activity; ATP binding; dTMP kinase activity. Gene Ontology annotation, cellular component: cytoplasm; mitochondrion; cytosol. Lineage: Eukaryota; Metazoa; Chordata; Mammalia; Primates; Hominidae. Gene Ontology annotation, biological process: dUDP biosynthetic process; dTTP biosynthetic process; dTDP biosynthetic process. The transcript has 6 exons. Bases 211 to 966 code for a protein of 251 amino acids. The record is from RefSeq and is a predicted model, not a curated record.
CCAGGGCACGGCUCCAGUGGCGGCGCGGCCCAGGGCGCAGGCGCCGGUGUCGGUCCCACCGCGCGUCGUCCUCUCCCCAGCCCCGGCCAAUCCCUUCGAAUUUGGCCGAGGCCGGGAAAUACUAGCUAAUGACGGCGCGCGCUGUUGACGCCGGCCAAUGGGAGCUCCGGAAGGCUGCGUGGAGACGCAAGCGGCGGGCGGUGGACAGUCAUGGCGGCCCGGCGCGGGGCUCUCAUAGUGCUGGAGGGCGUGGACCGCGCCGGGAAGAGCACGCAGAGCCGCAAGCUGGUGGAAGCGCUGUGCGCCGCGGGCUACCGCGCCGAACUGCUCCGGUUCCCGGAAAGAUCAACUGAAAUCGGCAAACUUCUGAGUUCCUACUUGCAAAAGAAAAGUGACGUGGAAGAUCACUCGGUGCACCUGCUUUUUUCUGCAAAUCGCUGGGAACAAGUUUUCAUUCUUGUCGCCCAGACUGGAGUGCAAUGGGGCGAUCUUGGCUCACUGCAACCUACGCCUCGCAGGUUCAAGCAAUUCUCCUGCCUCAGCCUCUCAAGUAGCUGUGAUUACAGGCCGUUAAUUAAGGAAAAGUUGAGCCAGGGUGUGACCCUCGUCGUGGACAGAUACGCAUUUUCUGGUGUGGCCUUCACCGGUGCCAAGGAGAAUUUUUCCCUAGAUUGGUGUAAACAGCCAGACGUGGGCCUUCCCAAACCCGACCUGGUCCUGUUCCUCCAGUUACAGCUGGCGGAUGCUGCCAAGCGGGGAGCGUUUGGCCAUGAGCGCUAUGAGAACGGGGCUUUCCAGGAGCGGGCGCUCCGGUGUUUCCACCAGCUCAUGAAAGACACAACUUUGAACUGGAAGAUGGUGGAUGCUUCCAAAAGCAUCGAAGCUGUCCAUGAGGACAUCCGCGUGCUCUCUGAGGACGCCAUCCGCACCGCCACAGAGAAGCCGCUGGGGGAGCUAUGGAAGUGACCCAAGGCUGCCCACUGGAGACACCUCUCCCUGCAGUCCCCCGAGAGGUGGGAGAUUCGCAGAAGGCCCCGUCCCCAGCGGUGUCCAGACCCCACAACUUUCCCGGCAGCAGAGAUCUGCAGGCUGCCUCUUCUGCCCCGGAGCUGGGGUGCACUGGGGACCCCCGUGGUGGGGACCUUGGCAGUGUGGACAUGAGCAGAGCGAUGGAGCAGUCUCCUGCCCUCUCCCCUGUCCUGAUGGCACUCUGUUGUAUUUUCUUACUGAAGUUCAGUGAUAACUCUGAGCAGUUUCAUUGUGAUCACUGUAAAUGGUAAUCAGUUGGAAUUCUCCUAAAUGUCUUCCAGACACUAGUAAAAAACGACCUGAA